CUCUCAGAGCCUCGGACACACAGGUAAAAUGGCGUCGGGGGCCAUUUCAGUGGAGACUAAGAAGAUUACAGAUUUACGUGUGGUAGACCUCAAAUCAGAACUCAAACGAAGAAAUCUGGAUGUUACUGGGGUAAAAAAUACACUCGUCGCUAGGUUGAAGCAGGCAAUAGAAGAUGAAGGUGGAGAUCCAGACAACAUUGAGAUCACCGUAUCAGCUGAAACACCCACGAGAAAACACAGCAAAUCUAAAGGAAAGAAGACCGACCUGGAUGCUGACACCAUCAUGGAAGAGGAAUCCUUCUCUAAGGUAUGGGAGUGGAAUUGUUGCCACAUAUUGGGUUCAUUGAAACUGGACUAAUAAAUGAGUAAUAUGUUAGUGUGAAUUAGGGCUGCACGAUUAUGACAAAAAUCAUAAUAGUCGAUUACACGAUUUUCGAUUACAAUUAUC
This is a messenger RNA of Sinocyclocheilus grahami, 448 nucleotides long. Its product is annotated as SAFB-like transcription modulator. The coding region runs from base 29 to 358 and encodes 109 amino acids. Gene Ontology annotation, biological process: regulation of transcription by RNA polymerase II; regulation of mRNA processing. The record is from RefSeq and is a predicted model, not a curated record. Gene Ontology annotation, cellular component: nucleus. Gene Ontology annotation, molecular function: sequence-specific DNA binding. The transcript has 3 exons. Lineage: Eukaryota; Metazoa; Chordata; Actinopteri; Cypriniformes; Cyprinidae.